AUGCAGCAUAUAAUUCGGCUGUCGCCCUUGGAUCUGUCUUCAUCCAACAUUGCACAACCAGACCUUCCAGACACAUCUCACUCAAAGACUUCCGACACAAAUCCCAACCAGCCUCAUCAAGACUUCAAUCCUCACUUGCCAACCAUGGGCCUUACGUGGGAUCAAUCUCCUCCAUCGGAGACGUACGCGGAAGAAGCUCUCCGCCCAAAGCCUCAGCUCGAGUAUUGGCCGCUACCCAAUGUCGAGCACUAUCCGGGCGUAGCCCGAGUGAGCAUCGGGGUCCUGCAUCGAAAUUUUAACAAGUCUAUCAAGUUUGAAGGCCAUCCAGCAGACAUUAUCUACGGCUCUACUGAGAUUAUGGGAAUCAAGAAGAAGAAUCACUGGGUUUUCGACAUCCAUGAUCUUCGAUUCCGUGAGGAAGCCUCAGGUGCCGUCUGGCUCCUGGGUGCUGAGCUUUUCGUUGAUGGUGUGAGUGUCCACACGCUUGAAUUUCCUGGAAUCGCGGUUGAACCAAGUCCAAGUCGCCUUUCUACCCCCGAGAUCUUUAAUCUAGAGCUGGACGAGUCGCCAAAUCCCGAAGACAAGAAGAAGCCCACAGGGGCCAACAACAAAUCUCGACGCUUUAGCAUCGAUGAUUAUUGCACAGGUAUCUAA
Messenger RNA from Clonostachys rhizophaga, 654 nucleotides. The record is from the annotation of a GenBank genome assembly. NCBI's taxonomy places the organism in Eukaryota, Fungi, Ascomycota, Sordariomycetes, Hypocreales, Bionectriaceae.